Manis pentadactyla (Chinese pangolin) is the source of this 2200-nucleotide messenger RNA. RefSeq lists its product as uncharacterized. The transcript has 7 exons. Lineage: Eukaryota; Metazoa; Chordata; Mammalia; Pholidota; Manidae. Gene Ontology annotation, molecular function: L-allo-threonine aldolase activity. The record is from RefSeq and is a predicted model, not a curated record. Gene Ontology annotation, cellular component: cytosol. Gene Ontology annotation, biological process: glycine biosynthetic process; L-threonine catabolic process. The coding region runs from base 212 to 1387 and encodes 391 amino acids.
GUGCCCGCUGCGACGAAGCCAGAACUACAACUCCCAGCAUGCCGCGGGGCCCUCCGCUCGUUCCGCGCUGCGCCGGCCACGACGAAGUCCGAACUACAACUCCCAGCAUGCCACGGGCCCCGGUCAGCCGUAGCCGAGGUCAGUGAAGUCUCGCCGCUCCCGGUAGCCCUCGCCGGAAGGGUCGGGGUGGGGGACAGGGCGCUGCCCCGCCAUGCUCCGAGGACUGGCCCGGGCCGCGGCCCAGCGACACGGGGCCCUCUGGACGCGGGGAUCUGGGAGCCAGUCGGGGGUCCCCACGCACGUGGUGGACCUGCGCAGCGACACGAUGACCAAGCCCGGGCCGGCCAUGAGGCGCGCCAUGGCCGAGGCGGUCGUGGGGGACGACGACUACGGCGAGGACCCCACCGUCCGCGAGCUGCAGGGAAGGGCUGCCACGCUGCUGGGGGUGGAGCAGACCUUGUUUGUGCCCACCAACACCAUGGCCAACCUCAUCUCUGUGAUGUGUCACUGCCGGCGCCGGGGCUCCCAGCUCCUCCUUGGGCAGGAGAGCCACCUCCACGUCUACGAGCAGGGUGGGGUGGCUCAGAUCGCGGGAGUGCACUCCCACCCACUCCCAGACCUGCCCCACGGCACCCUGGACCUGGCUGAGCUGGAGAGGAUGGUCACACGGGGCCUCGGGAGCCCCUACCACCCAGUCUGUGAGCUCAUUUGUCUGGAGAACACCCACAGCAGUUCGGGGGGCCGGGUCCUACCCAUCAACUACCUACGCCAGGUGCACCUCCUGGCCCAGAGCCGUGGGGUCCGGGUCCACCUGGACGGAGCCCGGCUGCUGAACGCCUCCGUGGCUCUGCACGUGCCCCCUGCCUGCAUCGUGGAGCACUGCGACUCUGUGUCUCUCUGUUUCUCCAAGGGCCUGGGUGCACCAGCGGGGGCCCUGCUUGGAGGACCCAAGCACUUCAUUGAAGAAGCCUGGCGUCUCCGGAAAGCCCUGGGCGGGGGGAUGCACCAGGCAGGGGUGCUGGCUGCAGCUGCCUUGGUGGGACUGGCUGGCGCUGAGCAGGCGCUGCAGAGGGACCACCAGAACGCCCAGAGGUUCGCCAAAGGGCUGCAGGAGCUGGCGUCCCCCAUCUGUUCCGUGGAUCUCCCCGCCGUGGAGACGAACAUGGUGAUGGUGCAGGUGGAUGGGACGCCGCCUGAGGAGCUGUGCCGGCGCCUGCAGACCGUGAGCGCCGAGGAGGUGGCCCAGACCGGCCACGCCGUGCGUGUGCUGCUGCUCCCCUGGACGGAGCAGUCAGUGCGCACUGUGUGGCACCGCAACAUCUCGGCGCAGGACACCGAGCUGGCGCUGAGGAAGUGGGGCUUCGUGCUGAGGCAGCUGGGGCCCUGAGGACAGGGUGACGGGACCUUGCGCCCUGGCUGGGAUACAGGUGGGGAAUGGAGGUGUCCCAAGGGAGCACGUGGGAGGCGAGGCUAUAAAACGCCUUUAUCCCCUUGUCUCCUUGGACCCCUUUACUUCCCAAACUUAGGGUGAAACCUUCCACCUGUGCUCGUUCAGCAAGCCCUGGGUGCCUCCUGUGUCGGGGACAGGGUAUCCAAGCAUCCAGGGACAGGUGUGGUCCCCACCAUGGCCCAGGAGGCUCCCAGCCCACAAAAGGGGAAAAUGCUCCAAGCCACUUGCUCAGAGCCACACAGCCAAUGAGAGCAUCCUGUGUUCAGGGCCGUGGAGGAGGAAGCAGGAGAGGACAUCAGAAAGGGACAUCCUCGUUGGAUGGUGAAGAGUGUUGUGGCAUGAGAGGGUGGCACUUUAUUUUGCAGUCAUCUAAUAUAUAUUUUCCUCUUAAGAAAUAAAAUUUUAUUCUUACAAAAGAACAUGUCUUUAAUGCACCUCUGUUUAUCACAGCACUAUUGACAAUAGCCAAGAUAUGGAAGCAACCUAAGUGUCCAUCAGUAGAUGAAUGGAUAAAGAAGAUGUGGUACAUAUACACAAUGGAAUAUUAUUCAGCCAUAAGAAGAAAACAAAUCCUACCAUUAGCAACAACAUGGAUGGAGCUGGAGGACAUUAUGCUCAGUGAUAUCAGCCAGCCGGAGAAGGACAAAUGCCAAAUGAUUUCCCUCAUUUGUGGAGUAUAAGAACAAAGCAAAACCGAAGGAACAAAACAGCAGCAGACUCAGACUCCAAGAAGGACUAGUGGUUACCAAA